GUGAUUCUGCUUACAUGGGGGCACCUAGAGUAGUCACAUUCCUAGUGACAGAAAGUAGAAUGGUGGUUGCCAGGGGCUUGAAGUUGGAGCAAAAGGAGUGUUGUUUGAUGUGUAGUUUCAGUCUGGGAAGACGAAAAGAGGUCUGGAGAAAGAUGCAGUGCCACAGGGUGAAUGCGCUUAAUGCCCCUGAACUGGACACUUGAAAAUUGCUAACAUGUCAAUUUUAUGGCCUUUCUGGCGCCGACGAUCACCCCACAAGAAUAUGCCCCUUACGAAGGACUUCCUCCACCCAUCCCUGGAAGAGGCGAAGAGGAAGCACAAGAAGAAGAAGCACCUGGCACAGAGCCCCAGCUCCUGCUUCACAGGCAUGAAGUGCCUGGGAUCCGACACAGUCACUACCGUCUUGAGCCAUGUACAAACCGUAGUUUUGUGUGUUGGCUGCUCCACUGUCCUCUGCCAGCCCACGGGAGGAAAAGCGAGGCUUACAGAAGCAGGCUCCUCCAGACAGAUACAGCACUAAAAGCACCC
This is a messenger RNA of Lontra canadensis (Northern American river otter), 528 nucleotides long. RefSeq names its product 40S ribosomal protein S27-like. NCBI's taxonomy places the organism in Eukaryota, Metazoa, Chordata, Mammalia, Carnivora, Mustelidae. The transcript has a single exon. The record is from RefSeq and is a predicted model, not a curated record. Gene Ontology annotation, biological process: translation; ribosomal small subunit assembly. The coding region runs from base 215 to 520 and encodes 101 amino acids. Gene Ontology annotation, cellular component: cytosolic small ribosomal subunit; ribosome. Gene Ontology annotation, molecular function: RNA binding; structural constituent of ribosome.